AUGGCGUCAUGUAUGACAUUAAAACGUUCGUUUGAUCACGAUCGAGAUUCUAAUACUAAUUCAACUCCAUAUGAAUCAAGGACACCAUCAUCAAAACGUCAACGUCGUUGUUUUCCAAUGACAGUUGUUUCAUCAACUAAUGAAACAACAACAGAAAUAUCAUUUGGAAAUCAAUCAGUAUUUCCUGAUGUUCAACCAAUUUUAACAGCUGAUAUUUUAUUAACACGAAUAAAAGAAGAAGUACGUCGUCUUCAACGACGUCAUCAAUUAAAACCAUCUUCAUCGGAUUUACCGGAUGAUGAUAAUCAUCAUACAACUGAUUCAACAUCAUUAAGUAAUUUACCUGGACAUUCAUCAUCAAAUAGUCAACAUCUUUUAACACUUAAACAAGUUAAUAUGAUAUGUGCUCGAUUAUUAAAAGAACGUGAAGAAAAAAUACGUGAAGAAUAUGAUCAAAUUUUAUCAAAUAAACUUAAUGAGCAAUAUGAAGGUUUUGUUCGAUUUACACAAGAUCAAUUAACACGACGGUUUUCUGAAUUACAAUUUUCUUAUGUUUCAUAA
Rotaria sordida is the source of this 561-nucleotide messenger RNA. The record is from the annotation of a GenBank genome assembly. Lineage: Eukaryota; Metazoa; Rotifera; Eurotatoria; Philodinida; Philodinidae.